This is a messenger RNA of Haliotis rufescens (red abalone), 716 nucleotides long. Its product is annotated as WSC domain-containing protein ARB_07870-like. The record is from RefSeq and is a predicted model, not a curated record. Bases 8 to 655 code for a protein of 215 amino acids. The transcript has 3 exons. NCBI's taxonomy places the organism in Eukaryota, Metazoa, Mollusca, Gastropoda, Lepetellida, Haliotidae. Gene Ontology annotation, cellular component: plasma membrane.
UCAGAGGAUGACUUGUCACAACCGCCCAUGUAAAGAGAAGGAGGUUUGUGUGCCAGUUGAAGCAGGGGUUAAAUACCUCUGUCUGGCCCCAGGAGUCACUACCUCCACAACCGCAGCACCAGUGACAGCGACAACUACGACCGCCACGACAACAGCUACAUUGACUUCCACGACAUCAAGGACGACACCAAUUACAACAACAACCAUGACUCUUUCAACUACCACCACCACGACACCAAUUACGGCAACAACCACGACUCUAUCAACUACAACUACCACCACACCAACUACACCCACUACUAAUCAGCCAACGACUCCACCAACUACGACUUCUACUACGCCAUGUCCUGAGGACUCACACACAUACGUUGGGUGCUACGAAGAUGAUGCGUCUCGCGUCCUUCCAGGCAGCCAUCUUGUGAGAGAUACAGACCUGACAAUUGAAACUUGCAAGCUGCACUGCCACGGAAUCAACGACACCCACUUUGGAGUGGAGAAUGGAAGGGAAUGCUUCUGUGGUGACGUCAUCAAAGGUUGGUACAGAAGGAGACCCGACACUGAGUGCAACGUUCCUUGUACUGGUGACAGAAGCACGAUGUGUGGCGGAGACUGGAGGAUGUCCAUCUAUAAGAUCUAUUGUACUACAGCUGUGUGAAUUAUUCAAUUCCGUGAUAUGCUGGUUGGUUUGGUUGUUUGUUGUUUAACGCCGCACUCAG